AUGGUAUGUGUUAAGGAGGCACAAGCAUCUAUAAUUAGCCAUGGAGAUUUCCGAAAGUCCGUUACAGGAGAACCCUUGCCAGAACCCAGGGAUCUCUCAUUGGAAAUAUUCAAGGACCAUCACAGACCCACUGUUAAUGUGACUUUCCAAUUCGCUACUUUUGCAGAAUUCUUAGCUAUUGAUAUUCUUCUUUCUGUUAGCCCAUCUACUGACUGCUGUUCAGAAAAAAAUGCGAAUAAACCGGAAUGCAAGCCAAUUUCAGUACGGCCUGAUGAUCCUUUUUAUUCGGAGUUCAAUAAGACCUGUAUAGACUUUCAGAGAACUGAACAGUGUGCAUGCAACACUCAACAAAGAGCUCAGAAGAAUGGUGUUACUUCUGCAAUUGAUAUUUCUCAAGUGUAUAGCCCGAGUGAAAAGAGGUCAAAGGAACUAAGAACACUGGAUGGAACAGGGCAACUAAAGCAUAACGAUUCAAGCGUUGGCUGUCUUUUGCCUUCUGGAAAAGGCCCCAAUGAUCUUUUCUGUCCAAAAGGAGAAGAACCACAGUGCUUCAUGUCAGGUGAUCCACGUACAAACCAUCAUACUAUUGCGACAAGUUUGCUGACUAUCUAUAUGAGAGAACAUAACAGGAUAGCAAAGGUCUUGAAGCAGAUGAACCCUCACUGGGGAGAAGAAAAGUUAUUUCAGGAAGCCAGAAAGAUUACUAUAGCAGAGCAUCAGUGCAUAGUCUUCAAGGACUUUCUGCCACUUCUUUUGAGCCCUCGCAUUGUGGAAGAAUUUAAUUUGACUGUGCCAGACGGUGCCAAAGGUAUUCGUUACAAUCCGAAUAUCAUACUUGGUAUGUGGAACGAAUUCGCAGCUGGAUCAUACAGACUUCACAGUUUGGUACCAACAAAAAUCGGAUCACUGAACCUUCGGUUCAAAGAUACGUAUUCGAAUCCUUUUCUUAUUCGUGAAGGACACUUAUCUCAAAUAAUCAAAGGGGCGCAUCAAGUACCGUCUGAGCAAUACGACCGCUACAUGGUCACAGAUGUUACAGAUUUCUUGUACGAGCAGCCUGGAGUGCAUUAUGGACAAGAUUUAGCCUCAAUCAACAUUCAAAGAGGAAGAGAUCAUGGAUUGCCACCGUAUAUACAAAUCGUGAAAUUUUGCUCGGAAGGAGCAAUCAUCAUUUCAUCUUUUGACGAUCUCUAUAAACUUGGAUUGAUGUCAAAGGAUAAUGCUGAUCUGCUGAAGACAACUUAUUUGGCAGUAGAAGACAUCGACAUGUGGGUUGGGAUUCAACUGGAGUACCACAUGCCGGGAGCCAUUACGGGACCGUCAGCUGUCUGCAUCAAUGCUAAGCAGUUCUAUUUCAACCAGAAAGGGGAUCGAUUUUACUUUGACAUCGAAGGCCCAGGGGCUCCCUUUACAGAUGAUCAAAGAAGUGCUUUGAAGCAGUGCUCUUUUGCUAGAAUCUUAUGUGACGACACUGAUAUGAGUGAAGUCACAAAGAAUCCGUUUCUUCUUCCAAGCAAAGAGAAUUCAGCUGUAUCCUGUGAUGAAAUUCCCAAGAUUGACCUCACGUUAUGGAAGGAAAAUGAAAACUCUAUUACUACAUAA
Argiope bruennichi is the source of this 1602-nucleotide messenger RNA. RefSeq names its product peroxidase-like. The record is from RefSeq and is a predicted model, not a curated record. Gene Ontology annotation, biological process: response to oxidative stress. Gene Ontology annotation, molecular function: peroxidase activity; heme binding. Bases 1 to 1602 code for a protein of 533 amino acids. The transcript is spliced from 11 exons. Lineage: Eukaryota; Metazoa; Arthropoda; Arachnida; Araneae; Araneidae.